Molecule: messenger RNA, 4941 nt
Organism: Talpa occidentalis (Iberian mole)
Lineage: Eukaryota; Metazoa; Chordata; Mammalia; Eulipotyphla; Talpidae
Gene: GSDME
Product: gasdermin E
Exons: 10
Coding region: 298-1767 (489 amino acids)
Biological process (GO): programmed cell death
Cellular component (GO): cytoplasm
Source: RefSeq, a predicted model, not a curated record
GGCAGGAAGGACAGGCCAAGAGUUGCUGAGGGAGUGGAGAGACCUAUGCCUCUGCCAGAGAACCCUCAGCAGGGUGAGAAAAGCUCCCCCAACCUCUGUCUCUACUGACCUCCAUUCGCCCCCACUGAAUGAGAGUGAGCACAGGGACCUAAAGUGAAUUAAGUUCUUAGAGUGCAGCCGCUGGAGUAGGGGAAGGACCUGCAAACAGAAAAACCAGCACCUACUUGGACCUUACAUUCAUCAGAAUCAUUCACGUCUGAGCUUCAGAGGAAUUUUCAGUAAUUUGGAACUCUCAAAAUGUUUGCAAAAGCAACAAGGAAUUUCCUUAGAGAAGUUGACUCUGGUGGUAACCUGAUUGCAGUAUCUAACUUGAAUGACUCUGAUAAGUUACAGCUUCUAAGUCUGGUCACCAAAAAAAGGAGAUUCUGGUUUUGGCAGAGACCGAAGUAUCAGUUUUUAUCUGUCGCCCUUGGAGAUGUACUCACGGAAGGCCAAUUUCUGAGUCCAGUGGUUGUGGAGUCGGACUUUGUGAAAUACGAGGGCAAGUUUGAAAACCAAGUGAGCGGGAGCAUCGAGACGGCCCUGGGGAAGGUCAAGCUGAAUGUGGGUGGCAAAGGGCUGGUGGAGAGCCAGUCCUCUUUCGGAACCCUGAGGAAGCAGGAGGUGGACCUGCAGCAGCUCAUACGAGAUUCCGUUGAGAGGAAAAUAAAUCUGAAAAAUCCUGUACUGCAGCAGGUGCUGGAGAGGAGGAACGAGGUUCUGUGCAUCCUGACACAGAAGAUAGUGACCACACAGAAGUGUGUGAUAUCGGAGCAUGUUCAGAUCGAGGAGAAGUGUGGCGGCAUGGUGGGCAUCCAGACCAAGACGGUGCAGGUGUCAGCCAUGGAGGAUGGAAAUUUCAUCAAGGACACCAAUGUGGUGCUGGAGAUCCCAGCUGCCACCACCAUCGCCUAUGGCGUCAUCGAGUUGUACGUGAAGCCGGAUGGCCAGUUUGAAUUCUGUCUCCUGCAAGGGAAGCGUGGUGGCUUUGAGCAGGAGAGAAGCAGCUUUGUCUUCCUGGACCCCCUGCCCUUUCAAGAACUGGAGUUCCAGGACAUGCCAGAUGCCAGGCAGAGACCACUGAGUGUCUUAAAACAAGCCACGCCGCUCCUGGAAAGGAACUUCCAUCCCUUUGUGGAGCUGCCGGAGCAGCAGCAGUUGGCUUUGAGCAACAUCCUCCAGGCGGUCCUGUUUGAUGAUGAGCUGCUUGUGGCCCUGGAACAAGUGUGCGAUGACGUGGUCUUUGGCCUGUCACCCCCACUGGAGAUGCUGAGGGAACUGAAGUCCCCACAGCAGCAGGACCUCACGGCCUUCCUGCGGCUGGUGGGGUACAAGGUGCAGGGCAAGUGUCUCGGGCCGGAGGAUGUGGUCAGCAACCAGAAGCUCUUCUCUAUCGCCUACUUCUUGGUCAGUGCACUAGCAGAAAUGCCUGAUAAUGCAGCAGCUCUUUUGGGUACUUGCUGUAAACUCGAGAUUGUUCCUACACUGUGUUACUUGCUCCAUGCUCUAUCUGAUGAUGGAGUAGCUGAUCUUGAAGACCCAGCCUUGGCUCCUCUGAAAGAUACAGAAAGAUUUGGGAUCGUACAACGUUUGUUCACUUCUGCUGACAUUAGCCUGGAGAGGCUGCAGUCUUCCGUGAAAGCUGUGGUCCAGAAGGAGCCUCACAUUUUCCCACUAAUUCUUUAUAUAAGCCUGAAUGGACUCUGUGCCUUGGACAGAGCACAUUAAUAACAUAAAUUAUAAGUACAUGCAAUCAGCCAUGGCUGGACAUUUUUUGCCAUCAAGAUACUACUAUGGGGCUUAGGUCAAAUCUAUGCUAAAAGCUGGUCAAUGAAAUGAAUUUACAAAACCGUUCAAGAAGUGGUGACUUUUUGCACUAUCAGUUACCUUGUGUAGCCGCUAGCACUAAACAGCAAUAGUAACCUGUUUGUUUUGAGCUGAUAAACAGUAUCCUUUUCUGAAGAGACCCUCCUGUGCUGGUGACCUGGUGUCAAAGUUAGAUGCCAGCAUCCAAAGAACCAAAGGAGACCCGAGAAGUCCAGGCUAGUGCAUGUUCAGACCUUUUCUCCUUCUGCUACAAAAAUGGGCCUAUUCAUCACUUUCUUGUAUUUCUCACUUUGUUAUACAAAAACCAGGUGAGUUUGGCACUUUGAUCCAAAAAUUCGUUUUAAAUUGUGAAUGUUGUGGGAAGGUGAUUUCUUUUCACAGAGGGCUAUGUUUUAGAUGUGCUGUAUGCUAUGCAGAGACUGAAAAAUGAACUGUAAAUGCCAAGAGAGUACAUUCUUUUGCUGAAAAAAUUAUACUAAAAAAGUCUAAAAGCAGGAGACCCUUGCUUGGGAGGGGAAAGAGGGACGUUCUAGCUUUGUAGAUCUUGACUUGUCAUGCUUUGAUGAACCUACUGAUUUGAUGUCUAGAACAAUGUGCUGAAUUCUCAUGUAUUCUGGAUGUUUAAUUUGUAAAUACUACAUAUUGUAUCAAAGGAAAACUUAUACCAUGUAUAUUUUGCUUUUUAUCCUAUUUUGACAUCCUGCUAUUAGAAACAGCCUAGACAGUCUCCCCCGAGCCUCUGCUAAUAUCCACUGGGGACCUGGAGCCACUGCUGCUCCCCUUAGCAAAAAGCAGUUGAGACCUAUUGCUCCAAUUUGUCUUAUGUUAGGAGCAGGGAGGCAGAAGGAGAUGAGCAGUAUCAACUGUUGGAGAGUACCUGGCUUUUUCUUGUCUCAGCAUCAUCUACUUAAUGCGUUUCUGCCUUUCAGAUUUUAAUGAGACUCAAUGUUAUGCAAAUGCUUAUGAUACACAGGAUAAAGGACUGAGUUGCAUAUAGUGGUAGUAACAUUAAAAAAAAAAAGCCCUUUAUAUACAAACUGAAAAGGAGCAUGCAAAAGGAAAAUGAAUUGUGCUAAAAUGGCAGUACACAUGCCAUUUUGUCUGCUUUUUUGAAAUAAGCAUACAGAACUGCAGACAAAUGUGUAAUGUGAAUCUCUACUUGUGUCAAAAAAUAGACAUGCAUGCAUGUAUCAGAAACUUUAAGACUUCCCAAGAAACCUAAAAGUGGCUUCUCUAGGGACAGGAUUUAGAGGUUAUGGCAAGCAGGCGGUAGGGCUCAGGGAAGGGUAUUUCAACCUUCUAUUCCUGUGAAAUUUUUAUAUGUAUUUUGUAAAAGCAGCAUGUGCAUACCCUCUCGCCCCAAGCCCCCCUCCCCACCUCCACACACACACACACAGAGAAAUAAAAGAUGCUUUCCCGGCAAUAUUGAGCUAAGGGCUUUGGCUGUUUUCACACUUGUCCUAAGAUCAGCCUGUCAUCCUGUUGGAUUGUUUUAAAAAUUAGCUAGUGAAAGACACCGCUUUAUGUUGCUAUAGGUGUCCCCAGCCUCCCAGUUACUGCCAGGCUUCCUAGCAGAUCCCCUCCGGGAUGUGGAAGGUAAGACAGUGCUGGGCAUACUGGAGUAAGUGCAGAGUGGGACUCUAAAAGGUUACCCUGGUGAACUAUGCUCACCAUUAAGUAUUUUAAAAUGCACUUUUAUUUACAGCUUGAGAUCAAGAACCACACUUUUUCAUAAUUAGAUUGUGAAAUAAGGUCUAGUAGCACAGGUCACUUAGAAAAGAUAGUAAAUAAAGCAGAAUUUCCUAGAACAGAGACCCUGAGGCUGCUUUUUCCAGCCAUGACAGAGGGAUCACUUGGUUUUCAUAAACACAGGAAAUUACACUUUAGCUCCUGUGCUAUGGCCUGCUAAUAGCCCCUUGAAGACACCAUCACCUAAUAGUUCCAGGAAUCUGUGAACAGGUUACCUUACAUGGCAAAAGGGACUUUGCAGAUAUUUUUUAAGAUGAACAGAGUAUCCUGGAUUAUCUAGGUGGGUCCUUAAAAGAAGUAGAAACAUGUGAACUCAGUGUCACAGCUUCCGCUGAGAUGGAGGCCUGCGCCCGGAGAAGUGAGCAGUCCCUCCCACCGCAGCAAGGCAGCAGGCACUUAGGGUCUACAACCAUGUGGAAAGUCUGCCCGCAACCUGCAAGAGCCUGGAAGUGGAUUCUCCUCUAGACAAGAGCCAAGGCAGGCAGGGGGACAUCGUGAUUUUAGCCCUGUGAAAGCUUUGUCAGAACUAAGUUUGUGUUUUAAGGCUGUUUGUGAUACAAUGUGCCACUGCAAAUUUGCUAUGCAGUGUAAGAUGAAGAAUCAACAUAAAAUCUAGUAUUUCUGAAGACCUCAAAAAUACACUGGACUAGCAAUUUCCAAAAUAUGAACUAUGGAACCCUGGAAAGGAAUUGUAAAGUACCUUUCUAAAACAGGCUUCCCACACUGACCUACAGUCACGCCUCCAUCUCCUGGUCAGCCUGGUGUGUCCACCUCCCCUUUUCACUGCGGGUCUUGGGGCUGAGCCAGGGCCACAACAGGUUUUUCCUACCAGCAUUUCUUGGCUAGCUGGGAAGUGGUCAUGGUAUCUAUCCCCUGCUAUGUAAGAAUGGAGGCCUUCUCUUGAUUCUCUACUUUAAUCUUCCCUGUCUCUGAUAUUCUCUCCUGGCCAUAUGCUGUCUUUGAAAGCCUCUGAAUCACUUGGGCUGAGGUAGAAGAAACAAUUAGGGUUUCCAUAUUGAAGAGACAGGUGUUUAUUUUUGGAAAAACAGUAAACGUAGGGAGGUGUUUAACGCUGUUCCUAAGCACACAAUGCAAUUUCAAACCUUUUGUCAUAGCUCCCACAUGGCACAGCAGGCUGCAUCCCCUCUGCAGUGUUAUCAGUGGAUCAUGCCUGUUCCUACUAUGUGCGGUGAAUCCUCUCAGCCUGCACAACUACUGGCCUGUAACCCAGUUCUUAUGCAUAAAUUGGUUUCACUUGGCCAGAUGGGGCUCACACUGCUGCACGUGUUGGUGUAAUAAUGAAAGGAAGGUUUACAAAGGUGGUCU